Magnolia sinica is the source of this 2795-nucleotide messenger RNA. Its product is annotated as ultraviolet-B receptor UVR8. The coding region runs from base 818 to 2281 and encodes 487 amino acids. The transcript has 10 exons. The record is from RefSeq and is a predicted model, not a curated record. Lineage: Eukaryota; Viridiplantae; Streptophyta; Magnoliopsida; Magnoliales; Magnoliaceae.
ACCUAAUAUUAUGCGUUUGGAUGCACCAAUUCUUAUGAAAUUUCAUGAUCAAUCAGUCUAAUUCGGUGCAAAAUUUCACGACAUUUGGUGCAACCAAAGAAACCCUAAAAAAAUCAUGAAUUCUCGUUUCUUUUCCUUUCUCUGCUUUCGGUUUUCAAAUUCCUCCCCUAUCAUUUUUAGGGAUAGAUGUUUGCCAUGACAACACGCAUCUACAGCCCUGCUCAUUUGGCACGUGUGUUCAAGAUCCGGGAUUUCCUUGAGAUGGGCUACUUUGCUGAGAUCAUCUGUUCUGAAAAUCAGGUAGGUCGGCCAGAGUGUAAGAAAGAAACGGAAGUCCUAUAAGGCAUCUUCUUCCUAGCCGUCCAUUUGUUUUGCAUGCCUUGGCCCACCUUUUGAGUGAACUGAGCCUGAUUUUUUUUUUUUGGCGGGGGGGGGGGGGGAGUUGAUCUAGACAUUGUGGCCCACAUCAUGGAAUGCUCGGAUCUUGCUUACAUGUGACAGAUUGCGAUGCAUGCUGGCUUGUAGAUAAGCAGGGCUAUACAUGCGUGUGGAUGAGAUUCAUCGUCUUCUUUUGUUCUUAAGAGAAGUUUUUGAGCUGGCGGCUGUGCUGAUCUGUGCCGGAGUAUCUGGGGCAUUGCUAACAUGCGCAGUGAGCCUGUGGCAUAUUGUUCCAGAGCUCGCUGGAUGUGAGCCUUUGGAUGCGUUGACCUUUUUUCUUUCCUCUUUCGGUCAGGCCUGAGCUUGGAUGGCGUGGCUUGGCUUGUUAUAAUUUUAUGCCCUUCUCUGCGACCUGAGUUAUGUUCCAUUUUCCUUGCAAAUGGAUAUCGACGAACUCUUCAGCGAAUUCCAGUCUGUGAGUCUCCCAACCAAGUGCGCGAUUUACGUGUGGGGCUAUAACCAAUGUGGGCAAACAGGUCGGAAGGGAAAGGAAUGCCAUUUGAGGAUCCCGAAGCGUCUCCCUCCUGAGCUCUUCAAGUGCUCGGGAGGGGCGAAUUCACGGUGGUUGGACAUUGCUUGUGGCCGCGAGCAUACCGCAGCUGUGGCCUCUGAUGGGUUGCUCUUCUUGUGGGGCUCCAAUGACUUUGGCCAGUUGGGAGAUGGAACUGAAGAGGGUAGGAAAUACCCCCAAAAAGUAAAGCUAUUAGAAACAGAAUUUGUGAAAUCAGUUUCUUGUGGAGCACACUGUACAGCUGCCAUUGCAGAACCUCGUGAAAAUGAUGGAAAUGUAUCCACCAGUAGAAUUUGGGUUUGGGGGCAAAAUCAGGGAUCCAAUUAUCCGCACCUUUUUUGGGGAGCCUUUACUCCAAACACGAUUGUCCGCCAAGUCUCUUGUGGGGCAGUUCAUGUGAUGGCUCUAUCAGAUGAUGGCUUACUACAGGCAUGGGGCUAUAAUGAGUGUGGUCAGCUUGGCAGAGGUUUUACUUGCGAAGGACUGCAAGGAGCUCGCAUUUUAAAUGCCUAUGUGAGGUUCCUUGAUGAAGCCCCUGAGCUUGUGAAGAUUACCCAAGUGUCAUGCGGGGAGUACCACUCGGCAGCCAUAUCAGAAAGUGGCGAGGUAUAUACUUGGGGGCUAGGAAGUAUGGGUCAGCUUGGGCAUUGCUCUCUUCAGUCUGCUGAUAAAGAGUUGUUGCCUAGGCGAGUGGUUGCCCUUGAUGGGAUGGUCGUGAAGGACAUUGCAUGUGGUGGUGUGCAUACAUGUGCUGUAACUGUAAAAGGAGCAUUAUAUGCUUGGGGUGGUGGGCAAGCAGGGCAAUUAGGGCUUGGUCCCCAAAAUGGAUUCUUUUCAUGCACUCCUAAUGAGUCAGAUAUGCUGCUUCGGAAUAUCCCCAACUUGGUCGUACCGGCUGGUGUGCAACUCGUCGCAUGCGGACAUUCUCACACUCUUGUUUCCAUGAAAGAUGGAAGGAUUCGUGGGUGGGGUUAUAAUAGCUAUGGUCAGGCAGCUAAUGAAAAAUCUACAUACGCUUGGUACCCGUCACCUAUUGAUUGGUGCGUUGGGGAAGUGCGGAAACUGGCAGCUGGUGGCGGUCAUUCAGCUGUAUUAACUGAUGCAUACUCUUUGAAGGAGUUAUGUGAAUUCAGGCUUGCUGACAGCGUGACUAUAUCUAAUGCUUCGGAGAUUGAAGAUGUUGCAUACAGAACUGGAUCAGAUGCCUUGGUCCGCCUCUGUGAAAGAUUGAGCAAUUUUCCUCUCUUCAGCAGAAUUUCAGAAUCUGGCCCUGCAGGAGGGCUGAAACUUCGGCAAAGCACCAUGCCCAGACCGUACAUCGGAUCGACUUGAAACUUGGAGGUUUUGAAGCUCAGCGCUGGCCGACCAGACCUAAGAGGGGGUUUUUUGGAUUCGUGGGCCCCACACACGUGCGGCCAACCAUCACCGCACGUGCGUCAGGCCCAACCUGUUGUCCACAUGCGCGGGUUGGUUACAGGGAACAUUUGCUUGAUGGAGGUGGCAACUGCGAUUGCGAGGAGGAAGAGGAGGUUAGCAGGGAGAUGAUGAUGUGAGAUGAGUAGCUGCACCCUUGAUUUUUAUUUUUUUCUUUUUAAAUAUAUUCAGUGCCCCAUCUGCACAUUGCAGGUUAAGGGAAAAAAAUCAUCAUUCAGUGUCUCUGUUUUAUUAGUAGGUCUAGUGUUUCACAACUCUUCUUUGUAACUGAAAAAAAGAAAAGAAAAAGAAACAAACAUAAACAGUCAAACAGCUGUUGUAUUCAUAAACCAUUUGCUAAACCCAAUUUGUAAUCUACUAUCCGCAUAGGGGUAGUAAGACUUGAGGUGCAGCAUUGUUUUUUAUGUUUCAA